Aspergillus fischeri NRRL 181 is the source of this 291-nucleotide messenger RNA. RefSeq lists its product as uncharacterized. The record is from RefSeq and is a predicted model, not a curated record. Lineage: Eukaryota; Fungi; Ascomycota; Eurotiomycetes; Eurotiales; Aspergillaceae. The transcript is spliced from 3 exons. Bases 1 to 291 code for a protein of 96 amino acids.
AUGUAUCUACCACCCCUCCUCACCGUCGCCCUAACCCUCGUGCUCUCAACAACAUCCGCCCUCGAGACCCGCGAGAUCCUCGCACCCCGCAACUGGGACUUCCGCCUCCUCGGCCCGGGAUGUAACCCCAACGUGUCGAAUAUCGACAUCUCGGUUUUCCACCGGUCGGGGCUCUACGGGCGAGACUGCGAGGCUCUCGAUACGAGACUCUACAACACGACGAGUGUGAAGAGUGUUUCGUGGAAGAGCCCGAGCGCCGGGGCGGAUCGGUAUGAUUUGUUGUGGGAGUGA